UGGAGAAACAGAGGAGGGAAGGGGGAAGAAAAACAGAGAGAGAGACAGACAGAGAGACAGAGAGAGAGCGCGAGAGAAAUCGUGGGAGACGUGAAAGAGUGAAGGAUCGGAAGGAGGGGGGGAUGUAAAAGCCAGAUUUUUAUUGGAAGCAAUUGAAGUGGUUGCUAUGAGACCCGCUGGAGCAGAGGACCAGCAGCCAGCUCGACGCUGAUGGUUCUUACCUCGUACUAAACCUUUCUUUUGACACAGUUUUAGAGUUGCUUAAUAUCUGAGCAAGCACCUGACACGGGCGACUUUUUCCUUCUUUUUUCUCCUCCGGUCCCUCGGGUAAGAUGGAGGUAGAAAACGAAGCCAGCUGCUCCCCCAGCAGCGCAUCAGGCGGGUCCAGAGAGUACAAGGUGGUAAUGCUGGGAGCAGGGGGAGUUGGUAAAAGCGCAAUGACAAUGCAGUUUAUUAGUCAUCAGUUCCCUGAUUAUCAUGACCCUACUAUUGAAGAUGCUUACAAGACCCAGGUUAGGAUCGACAAUGAGCCAGCUUAUCUGGACAUCUUGGACACUGCUGGUCAGGCGGAAUUCACAGCCAUGAGGGAGCAGUAUAUGCGAGGUGGGGAAGGAUUCAUUAUCUGCUACUCCGUCACUGACCGCCAAUCAUUCCAGGAGGCUGCCAAGUUUAAAGAGCUCAUUUUUCAGGUCCGCCACACCUAUGAAAUUCCCCUGGUGCUGGUGGGAAACAAAAUUGACCUGGAACAGUUCCGUCAGGUCUCUACAGAAGAAGGCUUGAGCCUGGCCCGAGAAUAUAACUGUGCUUUUUUUGAGACCUCUGCAGCCCUCAGAUUCUGCAUCGAUGAUGCCUUUCAUGGUUUAGUGAGGGAAAUCCGCAAGAAGGAGUCCAUGCCAUCCUUGAUGGAAAAAAAACUGAAGAGAAAAGACAGCCUGUGGAAGAAGUUAAAAGGCUCAUUGAAGAAGAAGAGAGAAAACAUGACAUGAUAUCCUUGCUUCUAACUCUCUUACUCUCGCUCUGAAUUUUAUCAGCUGGACAAUUCCAAAUGUUGCAUUCUGCUUCAAUAUUCUCUGUCUUUCUGUCUGUCUCUCUCUCUUUAAAUAUCUGCCUAUAGGUUAAAGCAAGAUAUGCAUAACUGUACCUUUUGAGAGAGUUUUGUUUUGCCCUUAACAGUUAGAUGGAUUUUGUCAAUCAGCUGGAUAUGCUGUUUAGUUUUUACAAUGUAUUACUAAAUAAAACUGACAUUCCAAUUGCCUCA
Molecule: messenger RNA, 1258 nt
Organism: Equus caballus (horse)
Lineage: Eukaryota; Metazoa; Chordata; Mammalia; Perissodactyla; Equidae
Gene: RIT2
Product: Ras like without CAAX 2
Biological process (GO): Ras protein signal transduction; positive regulation of neuron projection development
Cellular component (GO): plasma membrane
Molecular function (GO): GTPase activity; GDP binding; GTP binding
Source: RefSeq, a predicted model, not a curated record